AUGAUGAUGAUGGGCAUGUCUGAUGCCGUGAUGUGUAGGGCUUUCUACUCCACGCUCAUUGGUCGAGCGGCGGAAUAUUUUAGAACGCUACAACGGGGCUCCAUUUCUGAUUUUGCCAGUUUGGCGGCAAAGUUCAUGCGGAAGUUUGUCACUUCCAAAGUUAUUCGGAAGCCCUAUAUGUACCUCGAGAAGGCCAAGCAGUUGGAGAGGGAAAGCUUGACAGAAUUUAUAGUCAAGUGGAAAGCGGCGGUCGGGGAGGUUAAGCCGAUGGACGAUCUGACGGCUAUCCACAUGUUGCAUAUUUCCCUUUGGGCCGAUUAUCUUUAUCAGGAUUUUAUACUCCACCCUCCAACCACUUAUGAAGACGCCCUCCGAAGAGUGACGGAUUACACAAAUGCUGGUGAGGCAAAUUCCGUCAAGAGUUCGCAAGAGGUCGGGACAUCAUCCCGGAAGCCUUCCGGUCGGGCGGAUCAUCAGUCAGAAGAUCAUUCCCGACCCCGUACCCAACCAGGAGAGUUCUCGGCGUUGAACCGAUCAGCGGCGGAGGCCAUGCAAUACGCCCAGUCCUGCAACCAUAUCCGUUUGCCUCAGCCGGGACUGGAUUGGCCCGAUAAGUCCAAACAUUAUGCCUAUCAUCGGUGCGCAGGACAUGACACGGAGAAGUGCACACAUUUAAAACAGCUGUUGGAGGAUUUGCUUAACUUGGGAAAGCUGGACAAAUGUGUGGGGAAAAGAGAAGAGAACAAAAGAGUGGGCGAGAAAAAAGAUCAAAGGCGAUCUCAUCAUCGCUCCGAUCGCAGAGAUCAAGAUCGGCGAGAUCCCGAUCCUCCAUCUAGUUCCCGACCGGCGUCCAAACCAACCAUCCACGUCAAAUUCGGAGGUUUGGAAGAUGCUUCCCGCCCUCGGGAAAGUUGCCCGGUCGCGAUCGUCGACUCCCGGGACACAGGUAAGAGACAAAAGAUGGAGCCCAUCACCUUCACUCUGGAAGACCAGCCGGAAAGCGGCGAUCAUGGAAUGGAAGCCCUGGUUAUCACGAUUGACAUUAUGAGAACCGAUGUUCAGAGAGUAAUGGUGGACACCGGGAGCAGUGUGAACGUCCUUUAUUUGGACGUGUUCGAGAAGCUGAAAUUGUACAAGCAGGAAUUGAUUCCGAUCGGUGUUCCGUUUUCAAGAUUUACCGGGGCCACCAUUCGCCCCGAAGGCAAGAUUAUACUCCUGGUUGAGAUCGGCACCCCACCAAAGUCAGUGAAAACGGAGCUGGAAUUCGUUGUGGUCAACCUUCACUGUGUCCACAACGUCAUCUUAGAUCGACCGGCCAUUAUGAGGGUCGGCGGGAUCGUAUCGAUGUCUCACUUGUGCAUGAAGUUCCCCACCCCUGCCGGGGUUGGAGUUGUGCGAGGCGAUGUCCAAUCGACUAGGAAAUGCUACACCCGGGCAGUCAAUCGACGUGAGGCUGGUUCUUCCCGAGUGAACACCAUUAUCAAGGAAGCCGUCGGAGAUCGAAAAGAACAACCCGAGCCCUCCGAAGAGAUUGAAGAGGUUCCUUUAUCUGAGGAAUGA
Molecule: messenger RNA, 1560 nt
Organism: Ipomoea nil (Japanese morning glory)
Lineage: Eukaryota; Viridiplantae; Streptophyta; Magnoliopsida; Solanales; Convolvulaceae
Exons: 1
Coding region: 1-1560 (519 amino acids)
Source: RefSeq, a predicted model, not a curated record